UACUUUUUAAAAUAUACAUUUAAUAUACUAAACAAAACAAUAGCAAAUUAUAUGAAACAUCAUCUAUCAUUUUUUUCUUGCAAUAUAAAUUUGUAAACAACUUCUAUUUCUUCUCUAAGUUAGCACGUGGUUUGACCGCGUGGCGUUGUUUGGUCGCCAUUUUGUGUGUUUUUUGGCGGAGUGCAGAGGGAAGUGUAUGGGGCUUUGAUCGCACAAUGAGCGAUGAAGACAGAGAUGUCGACGUAGAAAGUGAUGGGGAAGACGAUGAUGGGAGUAUCUAUGGGAUAGCCGACUCCCCGACCUCAGGAUCCCAAUCAUCAGGUCCAUUUUUUGAUCAGGCAGAAAAGCGAGCCCAUCAUAAUGCUUUGGAAAGGAAGAGACGUGACCACAUCAAGGAGAGUUUUCACAGUUUGCGAGAUGCAGUCCCGUCUUUGCAUGGCGAAAAGGUACAUAAUCAAAUUUCAAGGGCUCAGAUACUAAAGAAAGCUGCAGACUAUAUUCAGUUCAUGAGGCGGAAAAACCACAGUCACCAGCAAGAUAUAGACGACCUGAAGAGACAGAACGGUAUUUUAGAACAACAGAUUCGAGCCCUGGAAAAGUCGCGGACAACUGGUCAGUUUGUGUCCCAGCCCUCGGGGGCAGUUAACCCAAAAGGUGGUCAGAUCUCGGCAUUUGAUGGCGGUUCCGAAUCUGAGAGCUCCGACAUGGAGGAUGCAGCUCGUAGCAGGAAUAAAAAAAUAAAAGUAGAACCCAGCUGAGAGUUGUCGAGCCUUCAUCUGAGGCAGCACAAACGUAUAUAACAUUGUAGUAUGUUUCUGUCACUUUCAUCAUCUAUUACGAGCCCUCGUUUGGGGGCAAGGUUGAGAUGUUUUAGGGCAUCAUUCGUCUGUUAAUUAAUCCUAGAAGUUGGAAGAUUUAACAAGUACUGUGCAAGCCCUGAACAUUUGAAACUGUGUGUGAGAGAGUGGAAAAUUAGCAUAAGUAUGUUAACUUGAGUAAAAGAAAGUGAGUGUGUGUGUGUGUGAGGAGAUACGUAAUAAUCACUCCCACUAGCUGCUAUUACAUGCCAAGACUACUGCUCAUUACUAAGAUCCCAUCUGUGAUAUGGUAGAAAUAGCCUAAUAGUCUGGCAAUUAAACAACCCUGUUUGGGACAAUGGAUUUGAAAUGCUGAUUACAUCCAGCAAGUGAUAUUAUUAUCUAAUGGUCUUAUGUCUUGACGGUUGAUAGUAAAUCAAUACUGCAAACAGGUGAAAACAAACGAUCGCCUAUUUCUGGAAUGUCCUGUCAUACCGGUGAUAUUUGCAUAAAUAGAUAAUUGUUUUACCAAAGAGGUUUGGGUUUUUUUGUUGGUGCAGGCAGCCAUCUUUGCUUAAGAGUACAGACCACUGAUGUUGCCAGUGAAAUCACUGAGUCUUAAUAUGCCAUGAAGUAACAACUCCCUGUUGUGGGUAGAACUCUUUUGAGAAGCCACAGUUUGUGCCCACGCUGUGUUUGACAAAUGUUUGAGAAAGUCACUAGUCCUCACAGAAGCUUUGGCUAGUGUCUUAUGUAUUAUAGUAAUAGAGUGGAUCAUUUCCACUAGCCCAGACCAAACAUUCACUAGCCGGAACCGAGGACUAGUGGACAGGCAUGCUUGACAGUUUUCUGAUGGAAGUAUGCCAAUUGGUCUCCUUGUCCAUACCCAAUAACCACAGUUUCUACAUCAGUUUGUGGUUCUCUACCAAGAUGUUGUUGAGAGUUCACUACAGAAUAGUAGUCUUGGUUUGUAAAGCUGUCUAUUUACCUGAAUGAUUGGAAUUCUGUAUAUACAUGGAAAACGUUGAAGAUGCACCCUUGUGAAUGUAUCUUCAUUACCAAGUAUUCCCUUGCUAACUGAAAGCUGAAAGAAUAUGUUUUUUAUUUGUUGAUCACUUUCCUUUUCUAUCUCCUUGUGUGUUGUUUUCCAUCCAAGCAUAUUGGACCAAUGUGAUGUUACCCUUUUAACUGUUAGAAUUUAAGAGUUAAUGACUAAUGAUGCAUCGGCAUCAACAUCAUUACUCAUAGAUUAAAUAAUUUUACUUUAUAUGCAUUAAAUAUAUUUACCAUAAAGAAUUAAUGUGAGUGCUCCCAACUCUACAUUAUUUGUAUCUGGAACAAAGAGUUAUUUGUUUAAUAUUUAUAUGAAAUAUUUGCUGAAUUUUGUCCAUAAAUGUGCAUUCACUUGCUGAGCGAGUUUGAAAUGAAGCGUAUGGUCUAAAGGGGCUGUCACAUCAGCAUACACUGUUGCAUGUCGUUUUCUUGAAACUGUUGACACAAAGCAUACAACAUUGUUUCAUAUAGUUCCAGUUGCAUUGGUAAUAUGAGUAAUACAAUAAAUUGUUUCAUUUCUUCCAUAAGAAACUGGUAUCAGUACUACUAUAGAGUGAAAUUCAUGCUUGCAAAGAGUAUGUCCAACACCCAUAUGCUGAAUAGGUUUAUGGUCAUACGAGAGAAAUUGUUUCAUAUUAUAGUAGGCACUUGUUACACUCAAGUCUCUACAUGUUCAUGGUGUAAGUCAAUAAAGCCAGAUGUGUCUGUCUAAUGUACACACAAUGUUUUCGAACCAAGUUUGUCAGUUUUGCCUAUUGAACAUUCUAAAUUGCCUUCGUACUAGGAAACGUACAACAAUGCAUGCUUGUGUGACAGCCUCUUACGGAUUUUAAACUUGGUUGUUUGAAAUUUGUUUUGUUAUUUAAAUUAGCAAGUUACUCCACCCACUCCCAAUUUUGAAAAAUUAUUUGUAAAACCCAGUCAUUAGUUAAAAUUAGUUUAAAUCGGUGCCACUUAAGUCAGAACAAACAAUUAAGUGAAAUGGGUCAAAUCAUGUAAUUAUGGAUAUAUUGUUAAGGAUCAUGACACGUAAGAGCUGCUACAUACAUAUGUAUACACAUAGAUGUGUGCGUACAAACUGUUUUAUCAUCAUCAGCCACACAAUAUUAUACAUAGAGCUGGGCGAUAUACUAUAUGUACCGUUCAGUAUCGGUAUCAUGUCGAUACCAAUUUACCAUACCAAGCAAAUUUUAAAAUAAUGAAAUUUCGGUAUUGAAAUAAGUUUUCCUCCAUUUGGUAAAGCACGAAUAAUUUAUCUGACAAAUGCAAAAUGGGUUAGGUAUAAAUUGGACAAGAGCCUUGUGUAUGGAAUUUAAUUUUAUUUAGAUGAAAUUAGCAGGUGAGCCUCAACUCGGGCAUGCAUUUAAAGCCGAGUAUUCCGAAAUUACCACUCGAUAUCGGUGUUGGUAUUGUGUCAAUACUGAAUACUGUACCGAUACUGAGGUAAAUUACCCCCCAAAAUAUGAAUAUCGAUGCCAAAUUUCAAUACCGCUCGGCUCUUGUUAUACAUCUACGAGCAGUUGGGUCCAUGCAUAACCAUGUAAACUUCCAUUGUAAGCUUGCCAUUGUUUCUGAUAGUAAAAGUAUACAAUGUUGAAUCAUUGGUGACUGUUGAACUACAAAUGGUGUACUGUAAAUCUGUGAUGUGACUUGGGGGUGUGUACGAUAAGAGGCUACUGCUGCUGUUGCCUUCCAUGUUGUGUAUAUUUUGUACGGUGUACUUCAUUUUAUGCAACGUCCACGUGACCCGUGAUCUCUGUAUUUAUUAUUUAAUGUCUGCAACUGAGGGGCAGUGGCAUUUUAUUUUUAUUUUUAUUUUUUAUUUUGUUUUCUUUUUUCAUUUGCUCCAUUGACUGAAGUUUUACAUGUUUGUGAAAACAUGUAGUUCUGUUUUCAUCCACUUUUUAAGCUGGACCAAAAACUGUUUUAGCAAUUGGGCUAAAAUGUAUUUUAAAUUGUUAUGCUAAAUUUGGUCACUCAAUUUUCUUCUUUUUUUAAAAGCCAAAAUGAAACAAAAAUGCUUUUUAAAUAUGUGGUCCUUAAAGUAGUUAUUUGGUAAAUGUGUUAUAUAUUUUACCAAAUUCAGCUUUGUUUUGUACCCAUCAAGUUGGCAAAUGUCAGACUGUAUGACAAUAACUGGUCAUAGUGCUAAGGAUUACUGAAAUGUUUGUUAGUGUUACCAAUAGGGCAGACACAGUUUCCAUCUAAACUGGCCACUGACUUGUCUAGAAUAUUGUUUUGAAAUAUGGGGCAGAAUAAUACAUCUGGAAAUAAAUUUGUUUUAUUCAGACAAGUGGAUUAUGAAUUACUUUUGAAAUUUGGUUAAUAUGCAUAUUUGUGGUAUGGUUACUAGUAUAACUAUAGAGAGAUGUACUAAUAGCUUAUUUUCUGAAUAAUUAAUUUUUUACUUAGAUUGUGGAUGUUGUAAAUUGAUCCUUUUUUUUUUUUUUUUUAAAGUUUGCACAAAAAUGAGGAGAGAAACAUUUGUUAGAAAAUGUGCUUUAAUAUGUUUGGUGCAGGCAGGUUAAGAGUAUAAAUGAUCACAAUGCUUUAAUAUGUUUGUUUGAAGUUGACCCUGCUUCUUGACUAAGAUGUAAAAGAUUGAAUGUGCUCAGUUGAUUUUGAUUAGAUGCAAAACAAAAAGUUGAUAGAUGUUGAAUUGGUUCAUUCGCCCUUAUUAUGAGCACCUCUUAAACUGACAGCACUACUGUCAAAACCAUCAUCAUCAUCACCCACUGUUUGAUGUAAGGAUGGACAACUAAAUGGCUCAAAAUGCAAAACUUGUGUUUCUGUGAUAGUGAACAAAGGUAUAUGCAUGUAUAUGCAUGCAGAUACAAGUUUCAAAAAUAAAACAGUUGUAUAAAUAUCACCUGUAGAAACAAAAUUAAAGCUGCAAUCUUAAGUGUGUUUUCAACAUUUAAGCACGUAGAAUAGAAUCAUCCUUUUGAAGCCGGUUUAAGAGUUUUCCCUCCGCCCCUCCACACACCCCAAUGUAACAUUCUUCAUUUAUGUUGGUUGUUACCAACGGUCUAUGUUUACAGAAAAAUUAUACUUGGUCAUUAUGAAGCUCCAAAGAUGGGAUGUAAAGUUGAACAAUAUAUUAUAAAAAAUAGUGAUUUAACUUCUGUUACAUCAGGGCAGUUAAUAAUAUGUGUUGAGCAUAAAAUACACACAGUUAUUAAAACUUUAAGUGUGUUUGUGAUCUGUAUUAGUAACUGUACCUGAUGAUAGUGGUUGGUGCUGUGAGGUUGCAGCUUUAAGAACAAGGUCUUUCAGUGGUUGGUAAGUUGCCAACACAGGUCUGAAGAUUUCAGAAGUAUAUCAAGACUGCUGUACUGUAAUUUUGAUUGCAUUUUAUCCAGGUAUUUUUCAGAAACAAGUUAUAAUUGACAUUUUUGCUGUGAAGAUGUUUUUCUCUUCAUCUAAUGUUUUAAUGGGACAUUAUUGGAAAGAUAUUUUAAAGACAAUUAAUAUUGUUAAUGCCAUGUGGCAUCAGUUUUGAGUUGCUGUUAUUGGGCUCAUUGUUGCAGGCAUUUAGUAAUCCCAGUUUAUGAGUAGUAGUUGACUGAAGGACUAUUCAUACUUGUUGUGCUUGUCAUCAGAAGUGCAAUUUCCAUUCUUAGUCGACAUAUUUUUUAAAGUGUACAUUUACAUUUCGUUUUGGCAGAUUGCUUUUUAAAUGUUUAAACAAUUAAAGACCAUGACAUUCAGUUACCAAAGUCAGUUGUUGUGCCUGGCAUAUCAAACGACCUGGAGUGAAUACUCAGUUCUCUUUAAUGCCAUACUUGUCCCUCUUUCAGUUUGUUAGUGUCAGCUUGAACAAGUGCAAACAUUAUUCUGUCUGGUGAGUCCUGGUUUUUCUAAUCCUGACCAGAGUAUCACUGUGACCAUAAAGCAUAAAACUACAUAACAUGAUUUUUCUCAAGAAAAUGCAAUCCAGUGGUUGCCUAACAAUCUAUUCUGUUCAGUGCUUUAAACACAUAUAGCAUGCAGUUUGAGUCAAACCUGCAAGUUGGACUUUUAAAGUCUAUACUUAAGGUUUGUCUUUGUCAACAUGAAUCUUUAUCCUAUUUUACAAGCAUUUUUAAGUGAAGCAUAUGCAGGGGUUUUUUUAAAAGUAAUUAUCCUAAGCAAUUCAUAUUCCUAACUCUUGAAUAAGAGCUCUAUACUAAGUUAACCUUUUUUUUUUCUUUCUUCUUUUUUGUUAACAAAGGCAAGUACAUGUGAAUGUACUCAGUAUUCACUUUUUUGUCAUUUCAGAUAUUUGGUAGUUGGAACAUCAAACCUCUCCUCGGCUCCAACUUGCUCAAUGUUAUAUUAACAUUAGCUUCAAUUUCUUCCUUGUGUACUUAAAGAAUAUUACUUGUGACCAUUUUGUUAACUUAUUCCUCAUAACUGUCUUCAUGGUCAACCAGUUGCAAUCAAAAUGUAAUGUUUGAGAUCACAAUUGAUCAACGAUAUUUCUGUAAAUAUACCACAUCUAUGUAGAUUACAUGUGAUAUUAUA
Messenger RNA from Gigantopelta aegis, 6356 nucleotides. Its product is annotated as protein max-like. Gene Ontology annotation, cellular component: RNA polymerase II transcription regulator complex. Gene Ontology annotation, biological process: positive regulation of transcription by RNA polymerase II. Gene Ontology annotation, molecular function: DNA-binding transcription factor activity; protein dimerization activity. The transcript is spliced from 6 exons. The record is from RefSeq and is a predicted model, not a curated record. Bases 216 to 758 code for a protein of 180 amino acids. Lineage: Eukaryota; Metazoa; Mollusca; Gastropoda; Neomphalida; Peltospiridae.